AUCGACUGAAGCUUCUUCCUCCUCCUCCUUUUAUUGCUUUUUCCCUAAUUGAUUGCUUUGGUAUAUCUUGAUUGAUCCUCAGCAAAACAAGAAUGGCCACGGAAGACGAAAGAUACCGGCAGUCGAGCCAGUUCCGCCUCUGGUCUUUCUCGCCCACCAGCCUGCGAGAGCUUCGAAACAAGACCAACGACCUCGCCAAGCAGCAGAUCGCGCCGCGAUUCGCAGCCGAUGCCCAGCCCGAAUUCCUGACCCCUGGCGAAGAGUCAACGCUGGUGCAAUUCUUCACCACCGAGCUGAUCCGCGCUGCCCAGUUCUGCGAGCUCCCGACCGAGAUCCGAUCCACGGCCGCCGUCUUCUUUCGCAGAUUCUACAUUACAAACUCGGUCAUGACAUACCCUCCCACCGAGCUGUUGAAGACGUCGCUGUUUUUUGGUUGCAAGGCGGAGGGAUACUACAUCAGGCUGGCCAAGCUGGCCGAAAUGUUUCCCAACACGACGAGCGAGCAGAUUCUGGCGGGGGAAUUCUUGCUCUGCCAGGGCAUUCGGUUCGCGUUUGACGUACGACAUCCGUUUAGAGCGCUGGAGGGAGCUAUUCUGGAAUUGAGGAAGCGUCUGCCAGAGGAAGAGGGCAGAAUUGCCAAGGCUCACGCGAUGGCCAGAGAUAUUCUCAAGUUCAGCCCUCUGCUAACCGACGCCUAUUUUCACUAUACGCCUAGCCAGAUAAUGAUGGCUUCUUUAUUGAUGGUGGAUAAGGAGCUUGUCGAAAUUCUAAUUCCUGCUGGGUCUCGGACUGGGGAGGACGGCGACAAACAUAUGGGAUCAAAUGCAGAGAUGCGAGAGAAGAUUAUUAGGACGAUUGAGAGCUGCCGCUCCAUGAUGGAGAAGGAGCCUCCGCAGCGGAUGAAAGAGUACUGGGAGACGCCCGAGCUCGUCAAAUCUUUGAAGCCUCUGCGAAAGAAGCUACAAAAGUGCAGAGACACGGACAGAGCAGAUCUGGUGGCUCUGCAGCGUGCGAGACGCGAGCAAGCAACGACAAAGGUCAAGAAGCCGACAGGAACAGUACAAAGCGACGGCGCUGUCUUUGGGGAGGCGAUGGAUGCGAGGGACGUGAAGAGGAGGAAGUUGGAGGGUGCCAAUGACUUGUUUGGCCCGCCUCUGUGAAGUAACGGGAGACCUGAUAUCAGCGAUGCGCUUGCUAUAUCACAGCAUUGCUCUAGCAUGUUCGCUUCUUCUCACGUGCUGUCCGAAAAGGAGAAGUGAUGCCUGGCAAAUGCUUAGGUUGAAUGCUAUUACACACGAGAAUAUACAUCGAAAUCCCAAUGCGAUCUACUCCGUGCCAAGCGGACGAGUUGCUCCAGAGUGCGGCUCAAUCGAAGGUGGUCAACGCACUGGGGGAUGUGUCUCAGCCCUCCCAACCCUCCGCCAAAGUGGAACGUUGCGCGCUAGACAAGGCACCAUCAUCCAUAUGAGAUGUUGAGGCGGUGAUGGGCAGUUUUAGGAAAUCAGAUGCACA
Messenger RNA from Trichoderma asperellum CBS 433.97, 1512 nucleotides. RefSeq lists its product as uncharacterized. Gene Ontology annotation, molecular function: cyclin-dependent protein serine/threonine kinase regulator activity. The record is from RefSeq and is a predicted model, not a curated record. Gene Ontology annotation, cellular component: transcription factor TFIIK complex; nucleus. NCBI's taxonomy places the organism in Eukaryota, Fungi, Ascomycota, Sordariomycetes, Hypocreales, Hypocreaceae. Gene Ontology annotation, biological process: regulation of transcription by RNA polymerase II; regulation of cyclin-dependent protein serine/threonine kinase activity.